GAUGUCCAUGGAUAAUGUGCUUAGUAUAAAUAUCUUCGAUAAAAAUGCAUACUCUGAAAAGCCCUCAUUCGAUUUUACACCCGUCGGGUCAGCAAACUUUACUACAGAUGAUCAUGAAUCAUUUGAUCCAGAGAUAAGUAUUGAUAGAGUUCCUCCAAAGGAAUGGGAGGUGGAUGUUAAAGGGUUAGUAUCUACAAGAAAAUGGCUCUCCAAUUAUGGUCUAAAAAGAAAUCGUUUGGAUAUGCAUCACCUUUUACCUUUGAUUGGCUUUCGACAUAGCGACGAUUUUGAUGCUUCCAUGCGCAAGCCCAUAUGUUCAAGAUAUGGUACAAAUCUCUUUCAGAGGUUUUUUAGAAACGAUGGUCGAACAUUUAAUAUCUCAUGUGGAAAAGAGAAAUUGAAUGCAAUAGAAACAAGAUUAUGCCAAGCCAUCAAUUUGUAUAAACGCCGUCUUGAAUGGUUGACAUGUGAAAGUCGUAGAGUAUUUGGUGUAAUACUUGAGAAAUCAAUAUGCAUCGUAUUAGACAUUAAAAAUGCCACCCCACAGCAAUUUGAUCAGUAUCGUUCAGCCAUAGAACGAGUAAUUAGAGAGCAAAUUGUACAUGCAACAAAAUUUAAUAUUAUUCGGGUAGCUGAAGAUAUAGAUGUUUUUAGCAAAGAAUGUCUUCCAGUCACCUCUGAAUGUGUACAAAGAGCCAUUAAAUGGAUUUGGAGUUUAGAUAGAUCGUCUCCUAUUUCUGCUACAGCUACGGCUGAGGCUGUUCAAAGAGCAGUCUCAGAUCAAAAUGCUGAAGCUGUCUAUUUAUUUACGGAAGGGAGCUCUGUUGAAAGUUCAAUGCAUCUUCUAAAAGAAAAGUUGACUGGAGUUCGAAUACCUGUUCAUGUUGUCUCAUACAACUGUACAGAUCGUAUCAUCAUCAAAUAUCUUAGAGAGUUGGUUCGUUUCACAGGCGGAAGAUUUCACGCUUACGGUGUUGUAAUGGAAAUGGAUGCUUAUGACGAAAAAGCAGGUGACUCCCAAGGAAUGCAAUCAAAUGUUAUGCUAAGAAAGAAAACUUAUGGAGGCGUUCCACCAGAAGCCGGUGUUCGAGAAGAUGUUAUGGAGUUGUUUGAAGAACUGGAAGAAGCCAGAAACAAUCUAGCUCAAAUUCAAGGACUCAUUGAGGACUUUCCAUUAACGCAAAGAUCAUCAAAUAGGGAUAAUAAAAAUAGAAAUAAAACGAACUUUCAAUCUACUAGCAUGGGAAAUUCUAAAAAUGAACAAUAUAUGAGUUCUCGUGAAUGGCUUGAGGUUUACGGUCUGAAGGCUAGAAAGUUAAGUUUUUUUGAUGUAUUAUCUGGAGUUGCUUUUAAGCAUCGAGAUGGUGUUGUUGAUGUUAAAGAAGCGCCGAAAACUGAAUUCCAAACUGAUGCGAUUUCUCGUCAGAAACUUAUUAAUGCUAAAUAUUGUAACAAGUUUCCUCAUGUCAGAUGGAAGGACGGACAAAUCGUUCAUGUUCAAGUGACUCCAGAAGUUCAUAGAAACUAUGAGAGUGGAAUGAAAACUGCAUUGGAAUCAAUCCAGCAAAGAAUUGACUGGCUACAACAAGGGAGUAGAGAACUGUUUGGUACAGUGAUAGAAGAUCAAAUUUAUUUUCUAAUUGAUACGUCAGCGUCAAUGGCCCCACAUAUUCAAUUUGUUAAAGACAAAUUAUUUGUUCUUAUGCAAGAGCAAUUGCGACACAAGCAGAAAUUUAAUUUGGUAGGCUUUGAUUCCAAGUGUUCACCUUGGAAAGACAGAAUGGUUGAUGUCAAUGAAAAGAAUCUGCAAAAUGCAUGGGAGUGGAUAAAGGGUCUGGAAUGCAGAGGCUCUACGAACACCUUGGCUGCUAUUAAGACAGCAGUCAAUGACCCCUCUUCUCAAGCCGUUUAUCUUUUGUCUGAUGGAAGACCCGAUCAACCUACUAAAUCAAUCUUGGCUCAAAUUCAGCUGUGUUCAAAAGUUCCCGUUCACAGCAUAUCUUUUAAUUGUGCUGACAAGGAAGCUAAUCAAUUUUUGUAUGACUUAGCAAGAGCUACUGGUGGAAGAUUUCACUACUACUCAGAAAAUGGUAUUGACAUAGAUGGUCCACAACCUUGGGAGAGUGAAGAUAUUCGAUUACUUCGUCAAGAGUUAGAAGCAGGCUAUAGAAAUUUAGAACAAAUUGCUCUAUUACGUGAUGAGUGCUCUCAAUUGUCAUGGACUGGAAAAGAACAUCAUCACAUUGUUAAAGAUAUUAGGCCACAAAGUGCACCAAUGCACUAUCCAGCACCUCCUACUUGUAAUUCUCCAGGCCGACCAAAAAGCGCUCUUGGUCAGAGAAUGUCUGCCUCUCCACGGUUUAGAAAGGGUUUUGCAGAUGAAAGUUGUAUUGGGGCCACUUUCAUUGAUCUCGUAGGAGAAAAACGUGAAUCCACUAACUUUGCAGGUGUUCAUACCAAAAGUAGUAUUUUGCGAACAAUUAAUGGCUUCAGAGGUCUUGAUAUUUCUCAUUCAUCUCGUCGAAUCUCUGUUGAAAAGAGGCGGAAAUUUACCGAUUCAAGAAGAACUAACAAGAGGAAGUGCAUUGCUUUGUCAUCAAGAAAAUGGCUUUCAAUUCAUGGAUUAAAUGCAAAAAAAUUGAAUUUAAAGCGUGUACUUGGCCCUACAAUGGUUCCUUACAAAGCGAAGUAUAUUCCUAUUUUAGGAAGAAGUGUACACUCUAAAGUAUUUGAUGAUAUAAUGCCCUAUGAAUAUGUGAAGAAAAGUAAUAAAAAGCUAGCCAAUCCAGGAGCUAUUGAUUUAGAGAAAUAUGAAAAUGAUCUAAAGAAUCUUCUGGAAAAGUUGGAAAAGAGGUUAAACUAUAUUCUUUCGAAAUUUUCCCCACCAGAAAUAAAAGAAAGAAUAUCUAAUGGUAAUAUAAAAUACUCUGAAAGUCGGGAUUUAAUCUUUGAGAACCUAGAAACUCAAGAGUCUGCAGAAAGUAAACUAGAAGAUAUUUUACUAUUAGAAAAAGAGAUCAAACGAGUAAAACUUUACUUAAAGCAAAUUUGUGAUGUAAAAAGUUUAUCCGAAAAUGCUGAAAUAAAUUCAAUUCCAUUUGAAGCUAGUGAACGAGAUAAAAUUAACGAUGAUUUAGAAAAGUCGGAAAAAAAGAUUAGAUUCAAGAAAUCAGUUAAAGCAGAUGCUCGUCCUCGAAGUGCGUAUAAUAAAAGAGUUCUGGCUCUGAGUCAGACUGAUUGGUUAUUUUAUCCAGGAAAACUGAUUGAAACACUAAACUCUCAUUUCUGCAUGGUUAAAUUUGACGAUUUCAAAGAGAAGGAAAAGGUUCCAAAGAGAUUUAUAAUUGAAGUUGGAGGGGCUGUUAGCAAUCCUCAAUUAAUGGAGGGCGAUUGUGUAUUGACUCGAGUCUUGAAUUCCGAUUCAGCUCAAAUUUGUUAUGUUCCCGGUGUUGUUACUCACAAAGGAGCUAGAACACCUAAUAUGUUUACCAUACGACUAUUCAAUGGUGAAGUUAUACAUAUAAGAAGAAGUUACGCUAUUAAAAUCAGCGACAUAAGAUAUAAUUUUCUGGAAACCUUACUUUACUCUAUAGAGUUAAAGAAAAAGCCUGCACAGAAUGAAGUGUUUUCUAGUGAAGAAGAAGAGGGAUCAAUCACUUGUCAGGAAGAAGACAAAGUUAACAUAACUUUAGGUAAAGAUAUCGCGAACAAAAAAAAUUGGAGAUCUGAACUGAGGCUAAAGUUCCAUCGUCAAGCUAAGAAACAGAAGAAUUUAGAGAAAGAGCUACGAAUGAUAAUGACUACCCAGAAUGAGCAAAAUGCCAUGGUUGAGAGCCACGAACACCUACUGAAUAUAAUUGGGAACACAAUGACAGCUACUCAAAAACAUCAAAUAAAACCCGGCGAAGAACCGUUUCCUUUACAAAAAAACCAAACGGUUGUAGCAAGAUGGCCCGAUGACGGAUGGUAUUAUAUAGGCUUUGUUCAGGGUAAAUUGAACGAUAACGAAUAUUAUGUGCGAGAUUUCACUAAUGAUAUAGAGAAAAUUACUAGAUCUGAUAUCAUAAGUGAGGAGCAAGACGAAGAUGUUCAAUUGCAAGUGAAAGAUUCAGUCAUAGCAUCUCAUCCAGAACAUGAGAGCAGUUUCGCACCGGGAGCAGUCAUAGAUAUUCCCUCUGAAGAUAAAAUUGCAGUUCGAUUUUAUGAUGGUGAAGAAGCCAUAAUGGAAAGAUAUCAAGUUUACAGGCAAGAAGAAAAUUCUUUAGAGGAUAAACACUAUAUCUCAUUUACAAGAUACAGAAGUAAGUCACUUAGAAAAGGAGACUAUAUUCUAGCUCCAUAUGACGAUCAGGAAUAUAUUUACAAGCCUGCAAGAAUUAUCGCUGUCCAAAAUAAUCAGCUACAAGUUGAAUUUUAUAAUACAAAACGACGAAACGAUAUUGAUGUAAAUGCCUGCUUUUGGAUAACUAGAACAUUUUACAAUGAUCAUUUGAACUUUUAUGAAAAGCUUUGAUAUAUAAUUUUAUUUUAUUACAAUUCCUCAAAAAAACAAGGAAUUACAUUUUACUACCAUUUCUAUUUAUGAGGAGAAAUUUUGAAUGUUGUCUUUUAGAUUGAUAUAUGUUUGCAGCAGAUUCUUUCGUGUAUUUAGUCGUUUCUUGACAUAUCAAUCUAUUGAGCUGAAAAAUCAGUUAAAUUAAUCUGUUUUAACUACAGAUAAUUGUGAAAAUUUUCAUAUGAAGCAUAUUUAUCUUAUAAUAAUAAAAUACAAUUUUUAUGCUCCACACAUUUAUA
Messenger RNA from Dimorphilus gyrociliatus, 4794 nucleotides. The record is from the annotation of a GenBank genome assembly. NCBI's taxonomy places the organism in Eukaryota, Metazoa, Annelida, Polychaeta, Dinophilidae.